This is a messenger RNA of Musa acuminata AAA Group (dessert banana), 1771 nucleotides long. RefSeq names its product cyclic dof factor 1-like. The record is from RefSeq and is a predicted model, not a curated record. Lineage: Eukaryota; Viridiplantae; Streptophyta; Magnoliopsida; Zingiberales; Musaceae. The coding region runs from base 96 to 1490 and encodes 464 amino acids. Gene Ontology annotation, biological process: regulation of DNA-templated transcription. Gene Ontology annotation, molecular function: DNA-binding transcription factor activity; DNA binding. The transcript is spliced from 2 exons.
CUUCCUUCGUCUCGCAUUGAGCGCUGAGGAGGAGGACAUGCGAUUCGAUUCUCCGUUGGAAUCGUCGGGAGCAGCGAUUGGACGGCGCAGAGAACAUGUCCGAGGCCAAGGACCCCGCGAUCAAGCUCUUCGGCACCACCAUCCCCGUGGUGGCUUCCUCUCCGACCAGGAUUGCGGAUGCUGAGGACUCCGAGGUUGAGGCGGCGGACACGGAGCCCGUCGUGUCUGCGGCCGAGGGGCAGAAAGAUGCAUCUGAAGGAGUAACAAAUGUGGAAGUCGACAAUGUUUUGGCUACAGAAACUGAUGAAGAGGAUGAAGGUGCACCGAUCAGUUCAUCCGGUUUGACCAGUAGCCAUAAAGAUGAACUCAACAAAACCUCCAUUGCAGAUGAAAAAGUAGCAGAAAAAGGCAAAUCUGAGGACACCAAAACUGAGACUGAUUGCUCGACACAAGAAAAGGUUCUCAAGAAGCCGGAUAAGAUUCUACCGUGCCCGCGCUGUAAUAGCAUGGACACCAAAUUCUGCUAUUACAACAACUACAAUGUUAACCAACCGAGACACUUCUGCAAGAACUGCCAGAGGUAUUGGACUGCCGGAGGAACAAUGAGGAACGUCCCUGUGGGUGCCGGCAGGCGUAAGAGCAAGCAUUCGGUGGCUUUACAGUGUCGGAGCUUGGUGAUUCCUUCAACCGGGUUACAGUCUACUCAACCGGACACUCCGAACUCGACUCAUCAUCAACGAGCUCUCCCGUGUGUGCCGACGUCCCCUGCAGGACCUCUGAUCGGAAAUGGCACCGUCCUUAGAUUUGGACAAGAGGUUCCUCUCUGCGAGUCCGUGGCCUCUGUGCUCGGUAUCAGAGGAGAGCAAGGUGAGACUGCCGAUUCUGGCUCCACGAUACGUGGAGACAACAGGGAGGAGCCUUGCCGUGCAUCUUCUGACAUGGAACGAAGCAGCGUGCAAGUUCACUGCAACGGACUUGCUACCUGGGCGUAUCCAUGGAGACCAACUUGGAACGAUGUGGCUGCCAUGGAAGCGCAUUCUUGCAGACCAGAGAAUGGCGAUUGGAGAUCGGUUCCGUGGGGUGCCGGAGCGGUGAUGGCAGCAACACUCCCUUUCCCUCUCAUGGCAGCUCCAUUUUGGGGCUACACCGCCUGGCCAAAUGGGACGUGGAAUGUAUCUUCUACGAGCAACAGAGGUUGUUCAGGAAAUGACUCGCCGACUUUGGGGAAGCAUUCCAGAGAUAGCAACUUAGAGAGCGAGGCGGAGACGAUGGAGAAGUCUUUGUGGGUUCCGAAGACUCUUAGGAUAGAUGAUCCAGAGGAGGCUGCAAAGAGUUCGAUAUGGGCUGCGUUAGGUAUCAAGCCUGACAUGGGUGGUAUCAUCUUCCAGUCCAAGGCCGAGAAGAGAGCUAAUAAGUCGGAUGUCGCACGUAUAUUGCAUGCAAAUCCUGCUGCAUUGUCCAGAUUCGAGUCAUUCCAAGAAAGCACAUAGAAAUCCUGCUUAGGUUUGUGACAGAGAAAGCAGGAUGACAAGUUCCUGUGUUGCUCACACGCAAGCAGGGAAGAGCUCGGCUUGUCAACGACACCUGAUGUUGUGCAGGAACUCCAUGUUGUAAAUACAAGAGGGUGCAGUCUGUACCUUCAGAUUUCUACUCCAGAGAAAUAGUUCAGAACAAAAAACAUAGCGUUGGAACUGAGCAAGUGCUGAAUCUUGAAUCAAUAAUAUCCUUCUAGCACAGAAGAAUAAAUUUGACUUGUGUUUUUGUGUGGUCA